AUGAAUUCUCAGGGCUCAAACAUAUUUAUUGAUGAACAGAAUUCCACAUUUGUACGGCCAAAAGGAUUUUAUAUCAGUGGCUUUCAAUCUCUGCAACACACAAAUUACUUCUUUAUGUUUCUUUCCUUUGUUUAUGCUGCAACACUUGUAGCAAACGUCUUGCUAAUGACAAUCAUUGUGUUGGGUGAGAGACUGCACACACCAAAGUACAUUGCUGUAUUUGCUCUUUCAGUGGUAGAUGUAUGUUAUAGUUCCGCAAUUAUUCCGAAAUGCUUAGAUACUUUCCUUUUUAAUUCUAAUUUUGUGUUUUAUGAAAGCUGUUUAGCUCAGUUGUUUUUUGUACAUUCCUUUUGUGGAUUAGAGUCCUUCUCUCUUGCAAUACUAGCCUAUGACAGAUUACUUGCCAUAUGUUUUCCUUUGCAUUGUAAUUCAAUUAAUACUAAUAACAGAAUGAUUUUAAUUAUAUUUGUUUCUUAUAUGAUGCCUUUUUUGGUUGUUGGAAUUUCAGUAAGAUUAAUUAUGCACUUGUCAUUCUGCAAUUCGGUUGUUGUUAACAGCUACUUUUGUGAUCACAGACCAGUAUUUAGCAAUGCUUGUGGUGAUACUCUCCCAAACCAAAUUAUGGUUUAUAUUUAUACAUUUGGAAUUAUCUUUUUGCCACUAGUUUUCAUUAUAAUAUCAUACAUGUGCAUCAUUUUAGCACUUUUCAGGAUAACAACUGCAGAUGGAAGAUGGAAAGCAUUUAAAACAUGUACAACCCAUUUAAUUCUAGUGGCAAUAUUUUAUAUCCCAUUGUUAGUGACUUAUAUUAUAGUUCUUGUAAGUUUUAAAAUCAACACAGAUGUACGAAUCCUCAACACUUCACUAUCAGCUACUCUGCCUCCACUACUUAAUCCAAUAAUAUACACUUUAAAAACUGAUGAAAUAACAGUGCAAAUUAAAAAGCUCCUAAGAAAAAAAAUUAAUCCUUAA
Polypterus senegalus (gray bichir) is the source of this 972-nucleotide messenger RNA. RefSeq names its product olfactory receptor 145-like. Gene Ontology annotation, cellular component: membrane. Gene Ontology annotation, biological process: G protein-coupled receptor signaling pathway. NCBI's taxonomy places the organism in Eukaryota, Metazoa, Chordata, Cladistia, Polypteriformes, Polypteridae. The record is from RefSeq and is a predicted model, not a curated record. Gene Ontology annotation, molecular function: G protein-coupled receptor activity; olfactory receptor activity. The transcript has a single exon. Bases 1 to 972 code for a protein of 323 amino acids.